Exophiala viscosa is the source of this 1986-nucleotide messenger RNA. Its product is annotated as Alpha/Beta hydrolase protein. NCBI's taxonomy places the organism in Eukaryota, Fungi, Ascomycota, Eurotiomycetes, Chaetothyriales, Herpotrichiellaceae. Gene Ontology annotation, biological process: proteolysis. Gene Ontology annotation, cellular component: fungal-type vacuole. Gene Ontology annotation, molecular function: serine-type carboxypeptidase activity. The transcript is spliced from 7 exons. The record is from RefSeq and is a predicted model, not a curated record. Bases 1 to 1821 code for a protein of 606 amino acids.
AUGGCACUCUUCAUCUUUUCUCUCCUUACAGGUAUUUUACUUCAAAAAGCCGCAUCAAUCGCUGUCCCAUCAAAAGAUGAAUGGGUGACGAUCCAGUCAGCUCUCGAUUCCAAUGUGUCUCUGUCGUUCAAGGAGACAUGCCUUUGCGAAACGACUCCUGGGGUCAAGUCCUACAGUGGCUACGUGAAUCUGCCUCCUGAUCCUGCCGAGGGCCGCGAGUACCCUACACACACCUUCUUCUGGUUCUUUGAAUCUCGAAAAGAUCCUAGCAAUUCACCUUUAUCUCUAUGGCUGCAGGGAGGCCCUGGAACGCCCUCCAUCCCGGCCGCGGUCUCCGAAAACGGGCCAUGUCUGGUGACUGCGGAUUCAGAGACCACAGUUCUCAAUCCCUGGUCUUGGAACAAUGAGGCCAACAUGCUCUACAUUGACCAACCUGUGUCAACUGGAUUUUCAUACAGCACUCUUGUAAACGGUACUGUUGACGAGCCCGUAUUACCUUAUGAGGUCACGACUUACAACAACUCGGCGUUGAGCUCUCUGAAAACAAAUUCCACCGUCCUGGCUGGCACAUUCGCUUCUCAGAAUCCACUGUCCGCCCCCAAUACGACGAUGGCUGCUGCUCGGAUUGCUUGGCACUUCAUGCAGGUUUGGAUGACAGAAUUCCCAGCAUACAAACCCAAAGACAACAGCUUCAGCAUAUGGGGCGAGAGCUACGGAGGGCAUUACGUCCCUACUUUUGCCGACUAUUUCGAAGCACAAAACCUGCUGAUUGCAAAUGGCAGUCUGCACGAAUCUGCUGUUCCAUUGAGACUUGACACAGUCGGCCUCAUCAAUGGCUGCAUCGACGCUUUGACGCAGAUUCCAACUUAUCCACAAAUGGCAUACAACAACACUUAUGGAAUUCGGUUCAUCAACGAAACUCAAUACAAGUCUGCGGUUGCUAACUUUACCGAGUGUCAAGCACUGGUAGAAAAGUGUCAGUUUGCAGCCCAAGAAUAUGAUGCACAAGCAUAUGGCAACGUCACGGAGGUGAACCAAGCGUGCAGUGCUGCUUACAAUUACUGUUUCUCCGCUGUGUACCAAAACCCAACAGAGGCCGGGCUUAGUAUGUUUGACAUCACGGCUGGAGCACUUGUUCCAUUUCCCCCAAAAUAUCCAGCGGGAUAUCUAUCUCGACAGAAUGUCCAAUCCGGGCUUGGAGUUCCUCUCAAUUUUACAGGGCUCUCUGUACCUGUCAGUGCCAGCUUCGUCGCCACUGGCGACUUCGUACGGGGACACAAUCUUGCGGCGCUAGGCCGACUUCUGGACCAGGGCGUCAAGGUCGCACUCGUCUACGGCGAUAGCGACUAUCAGUGCAACUGGUUUGGAGGCGAGCAAAUAAGUCUAGCGAUCAAUUCCAGUAUCAAGUCGAAGUUCCACAAUGCUGGGUAUGCCAACAUCACCACGAACGCUACAUACGCAGGAGGGGUGGUUCGACAAUAUGGCAAUCUGUCUUUCUCCCGAGUCUUUCAAGCAGGUCAUCAAGUGCCAUAUUACCAGCCCGAAACAGCUUUUCGAAUCUUUAACCGCACCUUGUCGAAUGCCGAUGUUGCAACAGGCGAGACUUCAAUUGGCUCCACAUUCAGCACCCAAGGACCAAGCUCCGUGUUCAGCAUCAAGGAUACCCCAUUUUCUCAUCCUCAGCUACAAUGCUAUUUCUGGGAUACCUUGGAAACAUGCACGUCUAGCCAGAAGGCGAUGAUGAACAACGGGACAGCCAUCUUCGAGGACUUCAUCAUGAUCGGCUACGAGGCUGCUAAUGGAUCGGCGGUAUACUACUAGUGAAGCUGUUCAAUCACUGAGUGUGGUCUUAGCCCAGAUAUAGCAUUGAUGUGUCGGGGGCCUGAACUCUGGGCAAAAUGGGGCCAUGAAGCCUAUUGGAUCGCUCGGAAAGAUCACGGGCGUGCACAGCAGUUCAAUGGGGGCUAAUCUGGGGUAUUAAGUUUG